AUGUCUGUGCUUACGAAGCGUUUCGCCAAGGUCUUUAAGCUCGCUCUGCUUGUCACUGUAUGCUGCAUUAUCUUCGUGCUCACCAGCAGAUACGUUGAUGAGGGUAUGUCUAAGGAGUACAAGUCGUAUCUGGCGUCUUACGUGGAUACGUAUGUUGGUGACACAGAUUCGAUCCCAGAGAACAGCGAAUUGUCCAAGGCGAUGUCCGCCAAAGACGAGGUACGUCGCGAAAAACUGCAAACGUUCUACAAGCAAGUCUUUGAUAACGUACAGGAGUUCGGGCCCAAAAAUAAAUGCUUGCGCGAGUAUGGUGCCAACUGCAAGCUAGACGGUAAUAUUGGCACGCGGCCUGACGAUUACGACAACUGGGGCAAGCUCACCAGCUCGGAACUGGGGAAGUGUUUGUCGCUUUCAUACUCUGAGCGCGCUAUGCUCAAAAAGAUGCAUUACCAGUUUGUUGAAAGUAUCGGCUCGCUCACACUGCCGGCGGAGAGCUACAGCGGCGACGGUAUCGUUACGGUCGGGGGCGGCAAGUUCUCCCUGCUAUCGUUUCUAAUCAUCAAGACGUUACGGAACCUCGGCACCACCUUGCCGGUUGAGGUGUUCAUUCCUCCUAACGACACGGGCGACCAGGAGUUCUGCAAUACGUUGUUACCCAAGUAUAACGCCAAAUGUAUCUACAUCACUGAUGUGCUGCCUCCAGAUUCGGUGGACAACUUCGAGUUUAAGGGAUACCAGUUUAAGUCCAUCGCCAUAAUCGCCUCCAGUUUCGAGAAUUUACUGCUGCUUGACGCUGACAAUUUCCCCAUCAAGGACCUCGAUAACAUUUUCGACAAAGAACCUUACAAGAGCACUGGACUCGUUCUGUGGCCUGAUUUCUGGCGUCGUACCACCAACCCAGCUUAUUAUGAGAUAGCUGAUAUCCCUGUCAACUACAAAAAUCGUGUUCGUAAUUGUAUGGAUGAUAUUACUCCUCCUCAAGCUUACACUAGUAACAUGGAAGACACAUCGGACGUGCCUUUGCACGACCUGGAAAAUACUAUUCCUGAUGUGUCCACCGAGUCAGGACAGAUUAUGAUUAGCAAAUCCAAACACCUCCCCACUGUGCUUCUUUCUCUGUAUUACAAUGUUUACGGCCCCUCUUGGUACUACCCUAUCUUUUCUCAAAAGGCUGCCGGUGAAGGUGACAAGGAAACUUUUAUUGCAGCCGCCAACUUUUACGAACUCGAUUUUUAUCAGGUCAAGUCUAUAACCGCAGUGGAUGGUUAUCACAGAAGUGAGGGUUUCCGUGGUGUUGCCAUGUUACAACACGAUUUUGUUCAGGAUUACCAACGCUACCAACACGCCUCAGAGGAAAUUAACGCAGUCUACGAGGGAAAAUCUCCUCAGUCGAUUAAAUUGGACCCCUCUUACUCUCCUGAAAAAUUUUACGAAACUUAUUUUGAAUCAGAGACUCUUAAGGAAGUGGAUAUUAUGUUUGUGCAUUCUAACCUACCAAAAUUCGAUCCCGUUACUCUGUGGAAAGAUCAAGACUUAAUCGUGGCUGGUCAGCAUAUCCGAUCCUACACCAACCUAAAGAGGCUAAAUGGCUAUGAUUUGGAGUUGGAAAACUUUAAGGUAUUUAAGGAAUAUCUGUGCGACACUAGAACUCACUUCAAAUACGUUGAUAACGCAUUGCAAGAAAAUGAGACAAACUGGGAAAGUAUGUGUCAAUAUAUCACAGAAAGACUUUUGUUUCUGGAUAAGAGUCAUGCGAAUGCUAUCAAAUCAUCUUAG
Messenger RNA from Lachancea fermentati, 1776 nucleotides. The record is from the annotation of a GenBank genome assembly. Lineage: Eukaryota; Fungi; Ascomycota; Saccharomycetes; Saccharomycetales; Saccharomycetaceae.